AUGUCAGACGUUCACGAGGACAACAUCACCAUGUCUGAACUCGAUCAAGAGCUCAAAACCCUCGAGGACUACGAGAUCCUUGUCAAACAACUGCGCCAGGGAAUCAAGCUGCGCGACGUCGGUUGGAAAUCUCAACUUGACGAAUCCACUCAAGAGAAUGCAGGUCUGUCUUUUAAAGUCACUGAGCUCACCACCUCCGUGAACAAUGCGGAAGGUCGAAUUAGGGAGCUUGAAGAUCAGCAAAAGAAGCAGCAUGUUGAGUUAUUGGCCAGGAAUAAGGAAGUUGCGGACCUCCAAAAGGCGGCGGAGGAGACUUCCGAGACCUUAUCCAAUCGUCAACAAGAAUACGACCACUUGAAGCAGCAGCACGAUGAACUCAAGUCGCGAGCUGAGCAGGUCGAGAACUCAUUCAAUAGCACCUCCGAUGAGCUCAAGAAAGUACAGGCAGACUUGAAGGAGACUCAAGAGAAUCUCACUGCUCUUCACAUACAGCAUGAGAGUAUGAGAACUUCCAGCAACAACAAGCUCAAGGAACAAGCCAUCGCGAACAGAAACAACCUUCAGACCAAGCAGACUGCGGACCAAGAGCUUGCCGUGCUGCGACCCAGGGUGCAGGAACAACGCCAGCGUCUAGAGCGUCUAGAGAAGGAAAACCGGCAGAGGCAGGAGCUUGAGGGUCGACUCCAAACACGAAUCAGAAAUUUGAGUGGAGACGAAGCCUCUCUUCAUUCCAAGCUUGCCGAUGCCGCUGAAGAACAAGAGAGGCUGAGGGGCGAGGUCCACAUUCACGAAGAGUCUUUGUCAGAAAUGAGAGCCAACAUGACCAUAUGCCAGAAUGGCUUGGCAUACAUUGUCAAUGAGGUUCGCAAUGCUCUGGUUCGCACUGCUCUCAAGCGAGAGCCUGCGAGGGUAAGCCUGAUUGCUUUCUUCAAUUAUCAUGUCCCUCAGUCGACCAUUCGAGUCUUGGAGGAAUACGAAGACUUGCCUAAGGCGUUGUCCUGGUCUCUUCACGACACUCCAUCAGGUGUGCUAACUUCUAUCCCCUCUCAAACUUUUGAGCACCUUUCUUCAACUCUGAGGUUCAUUCUCUUCACCGCUCCUGACUCGGCCAUGUGUGCUGCAGUCAUCGAGUGCAUCAUGGCCAAGAUCAACCUGGAUGAGGCCGAUGAGACUGGUUUGCGAAACCUGAUCGCCGCUGUGCGUAUCUCUCUAGAUUGUGCCCUUCCCACCAGUAUCGUGCAGGCACUCAAUGAGGCUCGGACUAUCGAGGCAGUGAUCCGAGUCUGUCAUAGUCUCACUGUAGAGUAUGACGAGAUAGGUGUGCUUAUCGAUCUGUGGCUCAGCAAGCUGCCAGGAGGCGCGGAUAACGACUUCCUACUUCAGGCCUAUCGCACUUGGUUCUCAGCAUUCAUGAAUACCGGCAUAACACAAACCGAGUCCUUAAUGGACAUAGUCUCUGGUCUGACCCUGGCACCCGAGCUUUACGAAGUUCUCCCUGUCGGCUCAGUGGCACAUCCACGCUAUCUGGUGGUUCUCGGUGUUACAUGUCUCUUGAUUGACGUUCAAGGCACGACCAUACACAUGCUUCAGCUUGAGAGCAUGAGAUACGACAGUGCCAAGAGGAUCAUCUCUUUUGGCAUCUCCCACGGUGGGUCUGGAACGUUGGCCGGGCAGCAAUUUUCUGAUUUCUAUAUCGGCUUCUCAAGGGACAAUUCAGACUUCAUCUGGGACAACCUGAGAGCCCUCCUUGAGUAA
Messenger RNA from Aureobasidium melanogenum CBS 110374, 1755 nucleotides. RefSeq lists its product as uncharacterized. Lineage: Eukaryota; Fungi; Ascomycota; Dothideomycetes; Dothideales; Saccotheciaceae. The coding region runs from base 1 to 1755 and encodes 584 amino acids. The record is from RefSeq and is a predicted model, not a curated record. The transcript is spliced from 2 exons.